GUGAUUGAUUUUGCAAUUUUAGAAAUAAGGCGACGAUCCUCUCGUUGCCUGAAAUACUAGUACUUAGUAGUAGUAAUACUGAAUACUAGUACUAGUAGUAGUUGCUAAUAUGCCAGAUGUAGAAGUUGACCCUCGUCGCCCCGAUAGGGUUAGACGCUUCAAGCGCUCUGACUUGAACAGCCGCGUGGACCCGACCUCUGAAUACAUGAAUUUCUUCGCCAUGGCUUUGAGCAUGAUGGGACUUAUGUUGAGGAUGAAGUGGGCAUCGUGGGCGUCCCUCUUCUGUUGCUGUAUGGCAUACGCUAACGCACGCUCUAGUGAGGAUACCAAGCAUGGCUUCAGUGGUUUCAUGCUGGCAUCAUCUUCUAUUCUAAUGUCCUACAUGAGUAAUCCGGAGCCAAUGCGAUCAUUAUGGUAGCACCAGUGUCUGUGCAGUGCAUGCAUGCUAGGAACACUAUAUUUUGUUAAUAAAUUCCAUGAAAAGAACUGAGAGCCGUGCUUUAGCUCCUUUCCCUUGACAUUAUCACGAUACUUCCAUGUCAACUCCUGUACAUGACUGUACACGUAGUGCUGCGCAUCAAACGAUAGACUAGCCACCAGUUACCCAGCUUUGUUCAUUGGUUCAUUUUGCACAAAAUAGCACGCAGAUUGUAUAUUUUUGAUUUUCAAACCUCAGCUUUAAAGAGUGUUAGAUUCGGUUGCUUUCGGCAACCACCCGGUA
Molecule: messenger RNA, 721 nt
Organism: Sycon ciliatum
Lineage: Eukaryota; Metazoa; Porifera; Calcarea; Leucosolenida; Sycettidae
Product: PAT complex subunit Asterix-like
Exons: 3
Coding region: 110-418 (102 amino acids)
Biological process (GO): protein insertion into ER membrane
Cellular component (GO): endoplasmic reticulum membrane
Molecular function (GO): protein folding chaperone
Source: RefSeq, a predicted model, not a curated record